Molecule: messenger RNA, 2623 nt
Organism: Melopsittacus undulatus (budgerigar)
Lineage: Eukaryota; Metazoa; Chordata; Aves; Psittaciformes; Psittaculidae
Gene: PPP1R16B
Product: protein phosphatase 1 regulatory subunit 16B
Exons: 10
Coding region: 132-1847 (571 amino acids)
Biological process (GO): establishment of endothelial barrier; regulation of sprouting angiogenesis
Cellular component (GO): cytoplasm
Molecular function (GO): protein binding; myosin phosphatase regulator activity; enzyme inhibitor activity
Source: RefSeq, a predicted model, not a curated record
GUGAUGGGCCUUUCCCUGCCUGACCCCAGGAUGAUGGUAUAGCAGUGUGCUCCCGUGAUCCAGAAGACUUGCGGUGGGCAUCGUUUCCCGCUGGGACAUCCUUUGCCCUGCUCCCCCUCUUAGCAGAAGCCAUGGAUGCUCAUGUGGACCUCCUGACAGAGCUGCAGCUGCUGGAUAAGGUGCCCACGCUGGAAAGGCUCCGGGCAGCGCAGAAGCGGAGGGCUCAGCAGCUGAAGAAGUGGGCGCAGUAUGAGAAGGAGAUGCAGCAUAAGAAGCGGAAGCAUGAGAAGAAGAGGAAUGCUGUUAACCGAAAGAAAGUGUCAUUUGAAGCCAGUGUUGCUCUGCUGGAAGCUUCUCUGAGGAACGACUUGGAGGAAGUGUGUUACUUGCUGAAGAGCAACAUCAGCCCAGACCUGUGCAAUGAAGAUGGAUUAACUGCGCUGCAUCAGUGCUGCAUAGAUAACUAUGAAGAGAUAGUCAAGCUUCUCCUAAGCCACGGGGCCAAUGUCAAUGCAAAGGACAAUGAGCUGUGGACUCCAUUGCAUGCAGCAGCUACAUGUGGUCAUAUCAACUUGGUGAAGAUCCUCAUCCAGCAUGGAGCAGACUUGCUGGCAGUGAAUGCUGAUGGCAAUAUGCCGUAUGACCUCUGUGAAGAUGAGCCAACUCUGGAUGUCAUUGAGACUUGCAUGGCCUACCAAGGGAUUACACAGGAAAGAAUCAAUGAGAUGCGGGCUGCUCCGGAGCAGGUCAUGAUAUGUGACAUUCAUGACAUACUUGCAACGGGACAGGACCUGAACAGGACUGAUGCCCAAGGUGCCACGCUGCUGCAUAUAGCUGCAGCCAAUGGUUAUCUGCAUGCAGCUGAAGUUCUCCUUGACCAGGGGGCAAGCCUGGAUAUUAAGGACUGGGAUGGCUGGGAACCUCUUCAUGCUGCUGCUUUCUGGGGACAGAUGCAGAUGGCAGAGUUGCUUGUGUCCCACGGGGCCAGUUUGAGUGCCAGGACAUCUUUGGAUGAGAUGCCAAUAGAUCUGUGUGAAGAGGAGGAAUUCAAAGUAUUACUUCUGGAGCUGAAACACAAACACGAUGUGAUCAUGAAGUCUCAGAUGAGGCAUAAAUCGUCCCUGAGUCGAAGGACGUCCAGCACUGGCAGCCGGGGGAAGGUGGUGAGGAGGGCCAGCCUUUCGGACCGAACAAACCUUUACAGGAAGGAAUGUGAAAAAGAGGCCAUUGUCUGGCAGCAACUGGGCACAGCAGAAGAAGGAAGAAACUCGGGUCUCAUUGGAGAAAUGGGGGAGAUUCGGUCUGACCAGGAAAAUACAGACCCUAAUUCACUGCUGGAGAACUCAUCGCUCCUUCCGGAGUUAGCAAACAAAAGCACCCAGUGUGACUCUGAAAUCCCCCUCCAGAAUGGACUCAUGGCAUCUGCCAGCACUUACCAGUACACCUUUUCCAAUGGGGACGUUUGGAGCAUGUAUGCUGACCCUGAGAGCAAUCCAGGCCACAUGCUGCCCUACAGCAACCCCGGGCUCCCUGACACGGAGCAGUUCUGGGGGGUCUACAAGGAGCACAACCAUCAGACGCUCUCUGAACUGAAGCGGCAGCGGGCUGCAGCCAAACUUCUCAACCACCCUUUCCUCAGCACCCACUUUGGCAGUGGCAUGGGAGGUGUUGCUGAGAACGUGGGUGAGGCCAAGUCGCACUUAAUUGAAUCCAGGACUUCUCCCUACAGCUCCAAUGGGACCUCAGUGUAUUAUACAGUGUCCAGUGGUGAUCCACCCCUCUUGAAAUUCAAAGCUCCCAUGGAGGAAAUGGAAGAGAAGGUGCAUGGGUGCUGCAGGAUUUCCUAGACUCAUCUGUUUCUCACCCCCAAGGAAACAAGGUGUGGGUAGGCUGGUUGGAUCUAUCACAGAGGCCAGGUUGUUUGCAUUCCAAAGAGAAUUUGGUUAUGGACAUCCUGACUGCAGCGGCUUGCGUUCAUCUUGAAUUGUACUUUACCCUGCCAAUUACUUUCAUUGCAGUAGAAUGAGUAAUGCAGGUUGUGCAAGGCUCUUAGGAGAGGAAGGGAUGCACACUGAUAUGAUGUAAAAAGAGUUGCCCUACUCUUCCUCCCUGGGGAAGACGGCAUGGUGCUCUGUCUCCCUGUCCUUGGGAAGUCAUGAGAUGCCUUGGAACAAAGAAAGGAUCUGAAUGAAAAUCUUUGCAUCGGAGCCUCUUGCUGUAAAUCACCAAGGAAGGCGACAAUUCAGACCUGAGUGUUCACUCCUGGGUGAUGUGUAUAUCCUGGAGGGGAGAUCAGCCCCAGCAUGGGUUUGCAAGAAUGGACAGAGCUGUGUUCCAUACAGCUGGAUCCAGCACUUACAGCCUGAGCAAUGAACAAGCAUCGAUGCUGCACUUGCUUUAGGAAGUUUGCAAGGUGCUCUCUCCUUCCAGUGACUGCUCACCAACAAAAACUGUGCACUGGCUGGGUCCCGUUCUGCUCAUGUACGGUCAUCACUGCAGACUGCCUUCAGGUUUGAAGCAGAACUCUUCCUGAACAGGCUUCACUCCACAGGCUUUAAAACUGAUGUUGCAAUACAGGGCCCUGGCAAUAGAAUUUUACUGCAAUAAAAUACUGACAAAGGUC